GAAACCUUAACUGGUUUUUUCUUCAGUGUUCUGACCAUUAUAAAAACCUGAAGCUUCCCAUUUGCUACAUGUACUUCUGUCCAACUUUCAUAUGUUGGCCUAUACAUGUCAUUAAGGUUAAUUAGAUGGAUAUCCCUCUGAGAUUUUGUCUAUUGGAGCGCAUUUGAUCAUAUUAAUUGAUCUGAGCUUAUAGAGCUUGGAAGAAGCAAGUGAGGCCAUGGCGGUGGCAAGACCUACAUUAUUAGUCACGGACUCUACAUUGAAUGUGUGGCAUUCCAACUUCCAUAUAGAUUCUAUAUCUUCUCUAAGAUGGCAUGUCAUAAUGGAUAUUCCUUUAGGAGUGAAAAGCACAUGGACUGGAUUGAACACAGAAAUGCUCAAGAGCCAUUAUAAUUUAUGUCUAGCAACUGAUUACUGUUGGGCACCAGAAGGAGCUGCUGUCAUAUGUUUUACAUCAGGAACCACUGGCAGACCUAAGGGAGUUACUUUAAGCCACUCUGCUUUGUUAGUACAGUCCCUUGCAAAAAUUGCAAUUGUUGGUUAUGGAGAGGAUGAUGUACGGCCUCCAUGUGCUAAAAGAAAAGGUGUAUUUACACACGGCUCCACUUUGCCACAUUGGAGGAAUAUCAUCUGCCAUGGCUGUCUUAAUGAGCGGAGGUUGCCACAUCUUUAUGCCCAAGUUUGACGCUGGAUUGGCUGUUGAGUCCAUCAACCAUUAUGAUAUCACCUCUUUAAUUACUGUUCCAACUAUGAUGGCUGAUCUAGUAUCAUUUUAUAGCAGAAAGGGGGCACCUGGAAGGUCAGAAACGGUGAAGAAGAUUCUUAAUGGGGGUGGGGCCCUUUCAGUUGAACUUAUCACUCAGGCAGCUAAAAUAUUUCCAAGGGCUAAACUUUUUUCUGCAUAUGGGAUGACAGAGGCAUGUUCUUCAAUGACAUUCAUGACGCUCUAUGAUCCGACAAAAGGAAGUGUUAGACAGCAGCUCCAAUUGAAUGUUGGUGGAAACUCCAAAUUUUCAGACCAACAAAAGGGAAUCUGUGUUGGAAAGCCUGCUCCACAUGUUGAAUUAAAAGUUUGUUCAGAGGGUUCAUCUCAUAUUGGGAGGAUACUAACACGAGGCUCUCAUGUAAUGCUUGGAUACUGGGGCCGAAUAUCAAACGAAACUUUCAAAUUUGUGGGUGACAACUGGCUCGACACAGGUGACAUAGGGCAUAUAGAUGACAAUGGCAAUAUGUGGCUCAUUGGGCGUUCUCAGGGUCAAAUCAAGAGUGGAGGAGAGAAUGUUUAUCCUGAAGAAGUAGAAGCUGUCCUGUCACAACACACUGGUGUUUCUGCAAAUGUAGUUAUUGGGCUUCCAGAUUCGCGGUUGGGAGAGAUGGUCGUUGCCUGCAUUCAGCUCAGGGGCAAUUGGCAGUGGGAUGAUUUGAGAUCCAAUCCAUCAUCAAUUAGCUACCCCGCAAACUACUUGUCUGCAGACAUCCUCCGGUGCUUCUGCAAAGAAAAACAGUUGACUAGGUUUAAAGUACCAAAGAAAUUUAUUCUCUGGAGGAAUCAGUUUCCAGUGACAACAACAGGAAAAAUAAGAAGAGAGCAACUCAAAGCAGAAGUAAUGUCUACUAUGCAGUUGAUGCCCAGCAAACUUUAGCCACAGUACUUUCUGCAGCCUGGGGAGAUGGUCAUAAUUUGGAGGUGUCCACUCUUCUCGCAUAUUAUAUGGUACGUUUGGUUGUACCUGGUUUCCUAUACAUCCAAUGGAAGUUUUUUUUAUUUGUUGUUAUCUAUUUUUUCAAAAUAUUAUUUUAUCUAAUCAAAUAUACCACGUUAUUCUUAUUUAAUUAUGUCAAUUUUGAUUGGUUGGAAAAGUCAAAAUUGGCCAAAUAUUCUAGGACAGAGAGUGUAUAUGUUUUGGGUCACGUCUCUCUCGUUUCAUUUGUCUCUUCUCAAUCUCCCUCUUCUUCUUCAACCAUCUUGGCGGGUCUACUUUUUUUUAAUACUAUUAACUCCAUUA
This is a messenger RNA of Cuscuta campestris, 2006 nucleotides long. Lineage: Eukaryota; Viridiplantae; Streptophyta; Magnoliopsida; Solanales; Convolvulaceae. The record is from the annotation of a GenBank genome assembly.